Molecule: messenger RNA, 1371 nt
Organism: Vittaforma corneae ATCC 50505
Lineage: Eukaryota; Fungi; Microsporidia; Nosematidae
Exons: 1
Coding region: 1-1371 (456 amino acids)
Source: RefSeq, a predicted model, not a curated record
AUGAGCCAAAAAGAGCAAAAAGAGGGCUUCAGAUUGGACCACUACGGGCUCAAAAAAGACUCAGCUGGCGAAAGAUUGUGCAGCCCAGUACCUGUAAUAGUUACACUACUACAAGCUGUAAUCCUCUCAUUUAUCAUUUCCAGUAUUAACGUAAACACGCUUCUUCCAUGGUACACCAACCAGCACAUUACACGGACAUUUCUUAUCUGCAGUGCUUCGAUUCUGUUGGUUGGCCAAAGAAUACUCAACAGACAGCACGCUCUCACUCUAAAGAACAAUCUCAUCAUGGAGUUCACUUCACACAUCCUUUUCACCUAUUGUUUUAUCCAACCACAAACCCUGUUAAAAUUUGAUAGAACUUACAUCUUUCCUCUGUCAAAACUCAAAAUACAUGUAAAUCUACUGUUCUCGGUGGUUAAUUCAGCAAUAUUUUCAUCUUUCUUUACCUUUCUAGACUGUUUUGUGAAGUCUAGGAUUGUGUACACCCAGGCACCAGGUCUGUUUGCGUAUUUGAGGUCAAAACUGGUCGCAAUACUUGUUGAUGCAAAAAACGUAAUGCAGUGGUGCAUUAGACUUUCUGUGGUGGGCUUUAUCUUAUAUUUCUGUCUUUUUCAUAAUAUCCUUUCAAUACUCACGUUUUCUCUGAGAAUUUCGCUCUUUUACAACUCCAUUACCGAAGUAGUGUUCCACAUUCUUAUUCUGUGUAUUAAUGAUGCUGUCUUUUAUAUUUUCUAUGCGAUUCUCGAGUAUGUAGCUGUAUUCAAUUUGUCGUUUAAUUCAUAUUCUGUUGACUAUCAUACUGAGCCCGAUGACAAUGCAAUCAACGACAUUAAAAGCACUCAUGAGAAUGUUUCCAACACCGACUGUAUAAAUUCAAUAUUGCUGAAAUACCACAAGGCCGUGAUGGCUUUUAAGAGCAAGGAGCUCAAAUUCAAAACAAAACCCAACGAGGCUAAGCUCGUGGAAAUAGCUGCUUGCAGCGCCCUCGAUGAGAUUAGAGAAAUUUUAAAACUAUUUGAAGCCUCGAGGAAUAGCCUCGACUCUGAGAUCUUUGUAACCGUCCCCCAGGCAAAUAAAAGAUAUAUCAAAAGAUAUAGAGCAUACCACUUACUGAAUAUACUUUGGGGCAAAAUGCAGUACCAAGCACAAUGCUUUGUGCUUUCGAGGAGAUUAUCUAUAGUUCUAGACAGCCUGAUAGAGAUUCUUGAUUUUGUAUUUACAGUUAGAGAGCAGGAAGGCAUUCAAUUGCUAAAUCAAGCAUUUUUCAAUGAUUUGCUUGAGACCGUUGAGCAUAUUGGAGAUAUUUCUGGCAAACUGCAGAUAGAUCUGAAAGACGAAAGACUUUCUAAUUUGAUUAAUAAAUUACAAUAA